Molecule: messenger RNA, 1817 nt
Organism: Onychostoma macrolepis
Lineage: Eukaryota; Metazoa; Chordata; Actinopteri; Cypriniformes; Cyprinidae
Exons: 8
Coding region: 124-894 (256 amino acids)
Source: RefSeq, a predicted model, not a curated record
ACAUGCCGAUCUGAUCCAUCUGACGCUUGACAGACAUUCUCCGCAUGUUUAGAGGAGGAGUUUCUCCAUGAUUCUCGCCUGAAGAAUGACAAGAACCGAGACCAGAGAAACACCAACAACAAGAUGUCCAGUAGAGUGGAGGUGAUCAUAAACUCCUCGGCGCCGCAGGAUCAGGACGAGCCUCCUCUUCAGAUCACAGAGUCCGAGCCCGGAGAGCAUCCAGGAGUCACGGGCUUUCUGAUGAUGAGUCCGGCCAUUCUGGGGUGGCUGGAGAUCCUGGCCGGUUGUGUGGUGUUUGGACUCGUCUAUUGGAAUUACACUCUCUGGUUGUUAAUACCGGCUUGCUUUGUGAUUUUAAUAGGAGUUAUAACAGCUACAGCUGCAUGUACCCACAACCCGUGUCUGGUGAUCACUUCUCAAGUGCUGAAUCUGCUCAAUAUCUGCAACGUGGUGACGGCCGUCCUCGUGUUUUUUGUCGGAGUCUUAUUUGUAUUUCUUGGAGAUAUGGUUGGAGCUGUUCUGCGCACACAUUUUGUGAGCGGCCGCUCUGAGAGCUCCUAUUCUCAGACCGCAAACAUCGCCUUCAUCGCCUGUAAUGUUCUGGCGCUCAUCUUCUCUCUGAUCAUCAUCAUGACGUCGUGCUGCUGGUGUAGAUCGAGAAAGCGUCUGAUGGUGAUCCACAUGAACGCAGCUGCAGCUGCAGCACUCAGUGACGAUGUGGAUUAUCCGUGUCCAGAACUUUCACCGCCAGCCUAUAGUCCGGUUCCAUCCUCAGAACCGCCGGCCUAUGAGGAGGAGCGACGCUCGACUCUUUCUGGAGUUUCUACUCAGAAGUGGGCAAUGAGAAAAUGGAAAGAAGAAAUACAGCGCAGCAGAAAACCCAUCCAAGUCUGACCUAUUUACAACAUUCACUGGUGGAUGUCACAGAACUCUGGAAGACGUGAACUUUUUAUCCGAAAUGAUGCAUUUUUAUAAUUUUGUCCUUGUUUUUAAAAACAACCACUUUAAAAGGUUUUAAGAAGGUUUUAAAAGAGCAAAAAAGUCACACAUUCUUAAAGUCGUGGCAUUACAUGUUGCAUGAACUGCAAAAAUGAAUAUCUUCCUCAGUAUUUUUGUCUUGUUUUCAAGUACUAAUGUCUAAACAUCCUGAAAUCAAGAGAUGAAGUCUUGCUUUUCUAAGGAAAUUUAUCAAUAUGAAGGGCGUUUAUGGGGAAUGAAAACUUGUUUUCCCUUUGAAUGAAGUUGAUUUUUAUGUGUUGGAAUUGUAUUUUCAUGCUUUGAAUUAUAGAACUCAUUGUGUUCUCCUUAUAGACAUUUACCUGAGAACAUAUUGAAGUAUUGAGUUCCCUUUUAUUUAUUCCUUCAGUUUUCUUUAACUCGUCUCAGAAUAGUCUUACAUUUGCGUUCAUAAAACGCAGAAACCCUGAUAUACAAGAUUUACCAUUAUUUAUAAUAUAAGGGAAAGAAAUAAGAUUGUCAGUGUCAGAUUUUGAAAAAUGCUAUUGAAAUGUGAGUUUAGUGAGUAGUUUUAGGAGUAUUUCAGUAUUUGGGUCAGGAGCUGUGACUGAAAACAACCAUCCUAAGCUGAUCGCUGAGAUAUUAUUUAUGAUAUUUGUUCAUAUAUGAAGUGUCUUACCUCAAACUCAGACAUGUUACUCUUGUGCAAUGUUAACUAUUGAAUGUUAGUUUUUUUAGUUUCUUUUGAAUGCUUAUGCACAUGCUUGUAUUGCACUGUUUUGCAUCUGAUUCAUUUAUGAUCUGUUGGAGAAACUGCAUGAUUGUAUUGAAAUAAUGUUGAUGUUAUAUAAAGAUGUUAA